AUGGGAAAAAGAAGGUGUUAUUGCCUAGAUGAUCUGAAAGCACCACGCUGUCAUCUCAACAAACAUUUAGUUGCUGUCAGAGUCCUGAAAGGGGAACCAGCUGAGCUGUCUUGCACUGUCAGUAAAGAUGAAGUGACAGGAACCUGGUUUAAAGAUGGAUUAAAGUUAACAAGCAUGGAUGGAGUCUUUUUUGAAAAGGAAGGUCUAGUCCACAAACUAAUUAUUAACAAAGCGGAAGAUAUUCAUGCUGGGAAAUACAGGUUUGAAGGUGGAGAUAUAAAAACUGAAGCUUCAGUUUUUGUUGAAGAUCCUCCACAGGUUGACAAAGUUCUCCUCAAAAACUUAAGUGUUCCUACUGUGGCCAAGGCAGGGCAGAAAGUAAAAAUCAAGAUCCCUUUUGAGGGCCGGCUGCCAGUCAGAGCAACAUGGCUAAAGGACAGAAUGGAGCUAGUAGAUGACACAAGGAUUCGUGUUGAUAAAACAGAGACCUUUACCAUGCUGUCCAUCUCCAGCAGUGAGAGAAAGGACUGUGGGGAUUACAAAGUCAGGCUGAAGAAUGACAGUGGGGUCCUGGAGAUCAACUUCAAGCUUGUGGUAACAGACAAGCCACAGCCACCUGCAGGACCCAUCAAAAUUGUAGAAAGCACUGCAAAUGACAUCACCAUUGAGUGGAAGCCCCCAAAGGAUGAUGGGGGCAAACCACUGCAAAGCUACAUUGUCGAGAGACAGCAGGUAGGCAAGAAUGACUGGGUGACUUUGGGAGAAACCCCCAGGAGCUGUACUACCUUCACUACUAAUAAAGUGGAAAAAGACAUGAGCUACUACUUCAGGGUGAGAGCUGUGAAUGCUGAGGGAACUAGCGACGCACUGGAAUCAGAUGAAGUGAAGGCUGUCAGUAAAGCUUCACCUGGUGCCCCAGAUCCCCCCGAGAUUGUCAGUGCCAGCAGAGACACCAUAACAAUAUCCUGGAAAGCACCUCGUAAAACUGGCAGUUCCCGAAUUGUGGGAUACAUCGUUCAAAAACGCAAGAAGGGUACCAUGGCCUGGCUGCCAGUCAACAGUGUGCCUAUAGCAGACAAGAAGCUGAAAAUGACCAGUCUCAAGAAAGGUCUGCAGUAUGAAUUUCGUGUGGCAGCUGUCAAUGCUGCUGGCAUAGGAGAUGCCAGUGAACCAUCACAACCUGUCUUUGCCCGGGAUUCCAUGGAAUCUCCAGGUCAAGUGCAGGACCUUAAAGUGAGCAGCAGUGACAGCACUAGUGUCACCUUGACAUGGAAGAGACCUGAAGCAAAAGAUGGGAGUGAUGUGAAAGGCUAUGACGUGGAGAUGCGGUCUUCUAACAACCUCAACUGGACCAAAUGCAAUGCUCUUCCCAUAGAGGUGACCACUUACACAGUUAAAGGCCUCCAAGCCAAGGAGAUGUACUUCCUACGUGUGAGAGCCCUCAACGACAGUGGCCCAGGAGAAGCUGCAGAGCUUGAAGCUUGCAUUGAAGCUGCUCCCCCUGUAGUUUCUCCCAGGUUACUAAUAGAUGACACAGUGAAAAGCUUACUGGUUAUAAAAGCAGGAAAUACCAUCCAAGUGAAUAUUCCCUUUGAAGCAUCUCCAGAUCCAGUGGUGACCUGGUUAAAGGAUGGGCUUCCUCUUCCAAACCAGGCUACAAUAAACACCAAAGAUGGUACCACCCAGCUGCUGAUUGGAGCAGCUGAGCUCACUGACAGCGGCACCUACACUGUUGAGCUCCAGAACGGGUUAGGGAAAAGAGAAGCAUUCAGCUUCCAAGUUCAAGUUACAGAUAUCCCACAAUCGCCUGGACCUAUUCAAUUGGAAGAGAAUGUGCCAAAUACAGUGACAGUAACCUGGGAGCCAUCAGCAUCUGAGAAAUGGGAAAAUAACCUCUACUACACAGUCCUGAAACGUGAAUCACAGAAGGGCUUGUGGCACGUGGUGGGUGACCUGAUCUACACCAACAAGUUCACAUUCACCAAACUGAUCCCAGGCCGGGACUACUACUUUAGGGUUGUGGCAAAAAAUAACUUGGGAGCCAGUGGUCCAUCUGAAAGUGUGCAGCCUUGGAGAAUUGGAAAACCAAAGGCUGAAUUUCAAGUCAAACCACAGAAAUACAGGAGAGUUAAUCAAAACCAGCCCCCGAGAUUCCUCGUCCCAUUGAAGCCUCAUGUGGUGACUACUGGGAGCGAGUGCCGUAUGAGCUGUGCUGUUGGAGGCCAUCCACCUCCAAAGAUCACGUGGUACAAGGACAAUAGCGACCUCUCCAAUGAUGGUACCUAUUUUUGCACAAACGACUUCGGUGUCUGCUCCCUGGUUGUCCUAGGUGUCACAAAACAUGAUGAAGGAGAAUAUAUGGUAGAAGCCACCAAUGAAUUGGGCCGUGCAUCAAGCAAAGCCUUCCUCACUAUUAAAGACUCCACCCUGUAGCAUGACCUUCCUGAGAACAUCUCUGCACUACUAUGCAAAUGAGAAGGUUUUCACUGAGAACUGGCUCUAUACGAAGGCUAUGUAUUUAUUUUCAGAUGUGCAUUAUAGUCUGAGUGUUUUAUUUUUCAGAUCCAGUAGUUGCAUUUUGAACAUGAUGCUGCAUUGUAGUCAAAAUGGGGAAAAAAGCUUUAAGAGAAUUGUAUCUUUUUGUAAUGAUCAUGGCUUUCCACUUAGACCUUUGAUACACAAAUAAGAAGCUUCAGGAACACAGAAGAUGAGAGGAAAAAUAAUUGGCCAAAUUGAAACUUUCCAUGGAGAACACAGGCGUGAGAGAUCAUUCUGCCACACCACUCAACUGCUGUCAGGCUACAACAAGAAUAUUUCUUCACACCAGAGAUCUUUGAAGCUGGCCUUUUAGCGUGUGGUUUUCUAAUCCAAAGCAAUCAUUUUAGAUUCCAUGUAAUUCUCAGCAGGUUUCCUAAUUCUGGUAGAAGCAGUUCUGCAUGUAUUCCACUACCAGUAGCAGCUAAGUAUAUUAUUUCCCUUAACCUCUAAGUUGAAAAGAGUAUCCGCCUGCUAGUUUUAUCGGGGCAAGAGAUAAAUUCUCAGACUAGGCUAACAUGGGGUAGUGCUACUCACAGUGAAAAUGCAUUGAUGGGAAUGAAUGGAAACCUAGAACCAGUUGUAUUAGUGUGAGCAGAUCAAUGCUGUACUUAAAAAAACCUACUGUAGCAAGUGCUAUAAAAAAGGAUGUAUCAGUCCUAAAUUACCCCAUCAGUAUCACCUUUGAAACAUAACUGCCCUUUCCUCAUGACAUCGCUAGAAUGUUUUUGCCUAAUGCAAAAAGAGGUUAAAAAUCUUUCAUGUUUGACCAGAAAUAUGAGGUACCACCAGAGAUCCUCUGCCAUGGCUGGGGGAUUCCAUCACUGAGCAGAGAAGGAGACUGGAAAGCAAAAAUGUUAUGAUGACUGUACGAACGUAUAGCAUUGUAGCCUUACCACCAAAGGUACUUUGAUGACGGCAUCUGGAAGAGAGGAGAGUCUAGAUCAAAGACUCAAAGCCACUCGAUCCUCAGACAGCCAGUCAGACAUUUACGUGGGACUGAAAUGUUCUUUUUGAUUAUGUUUUGUACAAUGUUGUACAGACAUAGCAACAGUAGAUUAUGAAAUUAAACCAUAAUUCAG
This is a messenger RNA of Pygoscelis adeliae (Adelie penguin), 3617 nucleotides long. RefSeq names its product immunoglobulin-like and fibronectin type III domain containing 1 (gene IGFN1). Gene Ontology annotation, molecular function: protein binding. Bases 1 to 2433 code for a protein of 810 amino acids. NCBI's taxonomy places the organism in Eukaryota, Metazoa, Chordata, Aves, Sphenisciformes, Spheniscidae. The transcript has 13 exons. The record is from RefSeq and is a predicted model, not a curated record.